Aphanomyces invadans is the source of this 654-nucleotide messenger RNA. RefSeq lists its product as hypothetical. The transcript is spliced from 2 exons. Lineage: Eukaryota; Oomycota; Saprolegniomycetes; Saprolegniales; Verrucalvaceae. The record is from RefSeq and is a predicted model, not a curated record. The coding region runs from base 39 to 548 and encodes 169 amino acids.
CAAAGAGCUGUUUCGGGCUCUGACUAAACGCGAUUCCGAUGACGUCGGCCUUGACGUCGUCGCUGUUGACCGCGGGAUGCAAGGACAUCCCGAAGAAGACUGGCGUGAUUGGCGACCUUAUCAAGGAGCUUCUGGCUGUCGAAGUCAAAAUGCAGGAUGCACACAUUGCCGCAAAGCAAGACCCCGACAAAGGUGAAGCAGUGCUCCAACUAUACGUGACCUUUCUCGAACGCCGCGACGCGCUCGUUGCACAACUACAAAAGGAAGGCAUAGCUGUCCCCUGGAAACUACGAAUCAAGAUCGAUGAGUUCGAGCAAUCGCUGAAAGAACGAAAGAGGACCGCCGCCAACACGUCAGCGUCCUUGUUCAGCACUCCCACCGACGAGUCCACGCCAACAUCCCGUGAAGAGGACAGCGAGCACCCCCUUGCCAUUUCGGAAACGUCGUCGUACAUCACAGGAGUGCUCCCUUUCGUCGCGUCCGUACUUGUCCUUGGCGUCGCGGUGUAUUUGGCUGUGAGUCAUGCCAACCUCGACUUGUUGCAAUAAAGAAGAUAAUCACGCGGCAGCAGUGUAUAGUAUUGCCAAGGAAACAUGCAAAACUAUUGAAAGAUAUAAAAUAAUCCCCAACUACUACAAGAGUUUCGAAGUCGCA